GCUUUUAUUUUGAAAUCGGGAGAACGGGGGCUUCCUGUUUCCGUGCCGUCUCCUCCUCACCGCGGCGGCUUGACGCUCCUCGGUGAGGAGGAGUGAGGAGAGGAGGAGAGGAGAGAGAGAGAGGAGCUCCUCCAGCGGACCAGAGAGAGAGAGAGAGGUGGUGAGGAAUCCCAGCAGCCCCCCCAGGAGAGGAGAGAGAGCCGGACCGGCUGGACCCCCCGGAGGAGGACCCGAGAGAGAGAACCACGUUGCCACGGGAGAAGAGAGGCCUCAGAUCAGGGCUGCAGUAUGUUCACUUCAGUGAAGGCCUUCGAGGGGCAGCAGUACUCCACCCUGAAGAGGCAGUGCUUGCAGAGUGGCCUGCUCUUUGAGGACCCCCGUUUCCCCGCCUUCGACGACUCGCUCUUUUACCAGGGCAACAGGAUCGGACGUGUGGUCUGGAAGAGACCUCGGGAGCUGUGUGAGGACCCUCACCUGUUUGUGGAUGGCAUCAGCGCACACGAUUUACAUCAGGGACAGCUAGGGAACUGCUGGUUUGUAGCGGCGUGCUCCAGUCUGGCCUCCAGAGAGUCUCUGUGGCAAAAAGUCAUUCCCGACUGGAAGGAGCAGGAGUGGGACACAGAGAAGCCAGAGUCGUAUGCCGGGAUUUUCCACUUCCGCUUCUGGCGCUUCGGUGAGUGGGUGGACGUGGUGAUUGACGACCGGCUACCGACGGUGGACAACCAGCUGGUCUACUGCCACUCCAACGACAGCAACGAGUUCUGGAGCGCCCUGGUGGAGAAGGCCUACGCCAAGGUUUACGGCGUCUACGAGGCGUUGGAUGGGGGAAACACGGCCGAUGCUCUGGUGGAUUUCACGGGUGGUGUUUCGGAGCCCGUGGACCUGCUGGAGGGUCAGAUGGCGACGGACGAAGUGGCCCGAAACCAGCUGUUUGAAAGAGUUCUCAAAGUCCACAACAGAGACGGUCUCAUCAGCUGCUCCAUCAGGGCGACCACGGUAGAGGACAUGGAGGCACGGCUCGACUGCGGCCUGGUCAAAGGCCACGCCUACGCCGUGACAGACGUACGGAAAGUGCGGCUAGGUCACGGACUGUUGGCCUUCUUCAAGUCGGAGAAGCUGCAGAUGAUCCGCAUGAGGAACCCCUGGGGAGAGAAGGAGUGGAGCGGCCCCUGGAGCGACAGUUCGGAGGAGUGGAACAAGGUGAGCAAGAGCGAGAGAGAGAAGCUCGGUGUCACCGUGCAGGACGACGGCGAGUUCUGGAUGACGUUCGACGACUUCUGCCAGUACUUCACUGACCUGAUCCUGUGCCGCCUCAUCAACACCUCCUACCUGAGCAUCCACAAGACCUGGGAGGAGGAGGUGAUGAGGGGCUCCUGGGUCCACCGCCAGGACCCCCUUCGCAACCGGUCCGGAGGCUGCAUCAAUCACAAGGCCACCUUCCUGCAGAACCCUCAGUAUGUGUUUGAUGUGAAGAAGGUGGAGGACGAGGUGCUGAUCUGCUUACAGCAGAAAGAAAAGAGAGCCACACCCAAAGAGGGCAAAGGGGAAAACCUCGCCAUAGGCUUUGAUAUUCACCGGGUGGAGCUAAAUCGUAAGUACCGUAUGCACUCAGCCCAGCAGAAAGUAGCGGGCUCCAUCUACAUCAACUCGCGCUGCGUCUUCCUCAGGAAGGAGUUGCAGGAGGGCCGCUACGUCAUCAUUCCCACAACCUUUGACCCCGGGCAGCAGGGCGACUUCCUGCUCCGUGUCUUCACUGAUGUGCCUUCAGACUGCAAAGAGCUGACUCUUGAUGAUCCUCCUCAGACAUGUUGGACGGGGAUGUGUGGCUACCCUCAGCUGGUCACUCAGGUCCAUGUACUGAAUGCUGAGGGUCUGCAGGGACAGGAGUCCAAUGGAGCUGUGGAUCCGUACGUGAUCAUCACCUGUGAAGGAGAGAGGGUUCGUUCACCGGUUCACAAGGACACGCGGUGCCCAAACUUCGACAUCAAAGGCCUGUUUUACCGCAAGAAACCCAAGGAGGGCAUCCACAUCGAGAUCUACAACAAGAACAUGAUCGUGGACACCUUCCUGGGUCAGGUGAUCCUGUUCAGCGACCCCAACGAGCGGCAGGAGCAGCACACGCUUCACCUCCGCGACAAGGGCAGCCGCCAGGACAACGACCUCCCGGGCACGCUCACUGUGCGCCUCAUCACCUCGACCACGCUCACCAACAUCUGACGCGAUCGUUUAUAUGAUCACGACGAUCGAGGUGGCGUUCAAUCGCGUGCUCACUGUGUCUUUCUUUCUGCCGUUUUGCGCUCUCUUUGUGUCUCUUAUUGUUUCCCUCUUUUCUUUUGCGUCAGCCUUUAGCUUUGUUACAAGGGUUUUUGAAGGCCUAUAACUAUAUUUCUGGAUGAAAAAUGUCCAUAGACAAUCUUUGGGGUUUGUAUUUAAUAUCUUUGAACACAUUCCUGCCAACAUUGUCCCUUUAUUUAAUGUUUGCAUCAGAAAUGUGUUCAAAAAGUCGGUUUCAUUGCAGGUUUUGAUGCCAGAAUUUCCAACAACUGAGCUACAGUUUAACACAUUUUUAAGAAUAUCAGCUGAAAUCCGUUCAUCGGUCUGAUCCUAAUAGAGAGGUGAAGUCUCUCCUCUUCCAGUGAACCACCAUGGGACCUUAUUUCAGAAAAAAUAAGAACGGUAGUCAACGGAGAGAGACAAAUAUCUUUUUGAUCCCGUUUGAAUUGCAUCAU
Molecule: messenger RNA, 2729 nt
Organism: Sebastes umbrosus (honeycomb rockfish)
Lineage: Eukaryota; Metazoa; Chordata; Actinopteri; Perciformes; Sebastidae
Gene: capn5b
Product: calpain 5b
Exons: 13
Coding region: 289-2217 (642 amino acids)
Biological process (GO): proteolysis
Cellular component (GO): cytoplasm
Molecular function (GO): calcium-dependent cysteine-type endopeptidase activity
Source: RefSeq, a predicted model, not a curated record